AUGGAUGAUUUGAACGCAUCACGCCUGUCAUCAACCAGCACCCCCUCACGCACUGAACUCACCAACCAGCUCUCUGCGAAACUCGAUGCACAGCGCAACGAAGACGUCGAACAUGAACUGCAACUCGAAAACACAACAGCUCACGAUGUCCUCACCAGGGUGUUGUCUCUGACAUCGCAGGUCUCAACAAUGUCUUCGUUCGCGAUGAACAACAUGGCACAGCAGACAAAUCUCGUUGGAUUCCGAACAAUCGGCUUUGGGCAGUGCGGAAUCAUAUUCGAGAGACCGGGCCGAGGAUAUGCCGUGAAGGUUUCGAGACCAUCAUUCGAAGAGGCCUUGUGGUCAGACCUCAAAGCACACUUCGCCGUCUUCCAAGCGUUUGAACAACAGCCCGAUAUUGCGGUCAGAGUACCCCAAAUCUUCUCAUAUGUCCACAGGGACAAUUCUGAGUGGUGGGAGACGCAUUUGCCGCUUUUCCCGGAUGCCCAUGUGACAUUUCCACUUCCCGCGAUGUGUCUACUCACCGAACGGAUUUUACCGCUGCCCAAGGUAGCUCGCCAGGCGCUCAUUGACACAUAUUGUCCAGUUUCAUUCCGCGAUGUUGCAAGCUCCCAGGACACCAACCGUGAUUGUCUUGCCAGAAUUUACCUUGGUCGUCGGCGUCCUACUGGCCACCCGCCCCCGGCAAACUUCACGUUACGAAACUUCAACCUUUGUCUUGAUCAGAUGAUUGAGCUCGGACUUCCAGUCUAUGACUAUGCGCGAGCAAUAGCGGAGGCAUUGGCUACUAUUCACUGGUCUGCUAAUGUGGAUGCCUAUGACGUGGAAUUUGUUCUGGGGAGCGAAGCUGAGACAGGCUACACUCAUGAUAUCUCGCGCUCGCUAGGUCUGACUCGGAAGAUCCUAGCGGCAAUGCCAUCACAAACAGAUCUGGAAUCCAAAAUAUCUGUCAACUUCAAGCGUUGCGUGACCCGCAUCUGGGUGCUUGACUUCAAUUUAUGUACUACGUGGGAAGACCGUAUUGGCUGGGAGUAUCCAGAGCAGUUGGUUUCUCAGCUUGUUUCAGCUUUUUUUGAGAAUGAUCCAUACUAUCCACGACCACUGUCGGAGUCUGAAGUGGAGAAAAAGCUUUGGGGUCAAUUCAGCUCUGCAUAUCUGCAUACGGCUACCGGAAUCUUGUCUACAAAAGACUCGAGAUUCUCUGCGCUACCGCAGAAAUUCAUUGAUGGAUGUGUAUUGAGGCAGAGGGAGAUGCUGCAGUAG
Messenger RNA from Penicillium bovifimosum, 1263 nucleotides. RefSeq names its product zinc finger protein. The record is from RefSeq and is a predicted model, not a curated record. Lineage: Eukaryota; Fungi; Ascomycota; Eurotiomycetes; Eurotiales; Aspergillaceae. The transcript has a single exon. Bases 1 to 1263 code for a protein of 420 amino acids.